GAAACUGAGCCGCUGUUUCUUAACACGGAAGGUUCUAGACAGGUUUGGAAUGGCAUGCUUUUGAAUUUGAUGACUUUCGUAUAAGAGGAUUAUUCUUAUGCUGGUUCAAUUCAAGCAACUAUGUUUGCAAUCUAUAGUUAUUGAAUAUAUCAUGCUUCUUUUUCUAAAUUUGUAUAAAGCUUUCAAGCAUCAAGCUGGUAGCUAUGUUUGUAUCCAUGAAUUCAUCUUUACGUGUAAGAGCCUUAUUCUUUCCCUGGUUGAAUUUAUGCAACAGCGCAAUCAAUCUUUAAUUACAAAAGAGAUCACGCUUCUUUUAUUUUAACUUUAUAGAACUUGUGAGCAUCGAACAACUGGUAUUAUAAAACGUUUACUGAGAGUUAAAAGUUUUAUUUUUUUGGGGCUUUAGUUUGAAUGUAUACUUAAGGUGAAAGGUGAUGUCAGUAUCUGUGCUCAUGACCAUAUUUUAAUCGGAGAAGUUGAAUUCGUUUACACACGGCCCAUCGAAAAUGGAUAAGAAUUGAAAAGACAAAUAUCCUACCUAUUAAAUAUUAAUCAAAACCACCAGUUCACUAAUUCAGUGCCGGGAAAAAUCUGUUAAAAUUCCAAAUCCGUCAUUCAAAACAAGUUUUGUAGUUUCUGAGGGCCAUGCAAGCUCCCCUCGGAUUUCUCUGACUGUUUGGACAAGACACUUCCUAUACUUAUUUUGAGGCUAUAAAACUCGUUGAAUUCUGUUAUGAUAGCUCAAAGCUUACUCCAUAAUUUUCGACUGGCAUUUGGAAAUGGGUGUGUUGAACGUAGCCCUUACACAAAUUCUGAUACCUUUGGCUGCAUUAAUUGGAAUUGGGUUUGCUUUGCUUCAAUGGCUUUUGGUCUCAAGGGUCAGGGUCUCUGCUGCUGAUCACACUGAUGCAGACAACGGAUAUGAAAAAAGCUUAAUAGGAGAUUCAGAAUUGGAGAAUGGUGUUCAGGGUCUCGAAGUUACCAUUAAGUGUGCUGAAAUCCAGCAUGCCAUUUCUGUUGGAGCUACUUCGUUUCUGUUUACUGAGUAUAGGUACCUGUCAAUCUUCAUGGGAGUAUUUGGUGCAAUAAUUUUUCUCUUUCUGGGCUCUGUGAAAGGCUUUAGUACCAAAAGUGAACCUUGCACUUACAACGAAGGCAAUUUUUGUAAACCAGCGCUUGCUAAUGCCAUUUUUAGCACCGUUGCCUUCUUGCUUGGUGCUCUAACCUCUGUCCUUUCUGGCUUUCUCGGGAUGAAGAUUGCAACCUAUGCCAAUGCUAGAACAACUCUUGAAGCAAGGAAGGGAAUAGGAAAGGCUUUUGUUACUGCUUUUCGGUCUGGUGCAGUGAUGGGCUUCCUUCUUGCUGCAAACGGCCUGUUGGUGCUAUACAUCGCCAUCAGUUUAUUCAAACUGUAUUAUGGAGAUGACUGGGAGGGACUUUAUGAGUCCAUUACUGGCUAUGGGCUUGGGGGUUCGUCAAUGGCACUUUUCGGAAGAGUUGGAGGUGGCAUAUACACGAAAGCAGCAGAUGUUGGUGCUGACCUUGUGGGGAAAGUUGAACACAAUAUCCCUGAAGAUGAUCCACGCAACCCAGCUGUUAUUGCAGACAAUGUAGGAGACAAUGUUGGAGAUAUUGCUGGGAUGGGUUCUGACCUAUUUGGGUCAUAUGCAGAAUCAUCGUGUGCAGCUUUAUUUGUUGCGUCCAUUUCAUCAUUUGGAACUAAUCAUGACUACACCGCCAUCUCAUAUCCUCUCAUCAUAAGCUCCAUGGGAAUUUUGGUUUGCUUGAUUACAACUCUUUUUGCAACUGAUCUGUUUGCAAUAAAAAAUGUGAGCCAAAUAGAACCAUCCUUGAAACGACAGCUUCUUAUCUCAACUAUCUUAAUGACUGCUGGUAUUGCUAUAGUCAGCUUCAUUGCUUUGCCAUCAGAAUUUACUCUCUAUAACUUUGGAGUCAACAAGGUUGUCAAGAACUGGCAUCUUUUCUUAUGUGUUGCAAUUGGUUUGUGGGCUGGACUUGUAAUCGGGUACAUUACUGAAUACUUCACUAGCAGUGCUUACAGGCCAGUGCAAGAUGUGGCAGAUUCCUGCAGGACUGGAGCUGCAACAAAUGUGAUUUUUGGACUGGCGCUGGGAUAUAAAUCAGUCAUAGUUCCUAUAUUUGCUAUUGCUGUCGCUAUUUAUGUAAGCUUCAGCCUUGCCGCCAUGUAUGGAAUUGCUGUUGCUGCACUUGGAAUGCUCAGUACCAUGGCCACUAGUCUUGCCAUUGAUGCAUAUGGUCCCAUUAGUGAUAAUGCUGGAGGUAUAGCUGAAAUGGCUGGAAUGAGACAUGAGAUACGAGAAAGGACUGAUGCUCUGGAUGCUGCUGGAAACACCACAGCUGCCAUUGGCAAGGGCUUUGCUAUUGGAUCAGCUGCACUGGUAUCUCUUUCAUUGUUUGGUGCUUAUGUGAGCAGAGCAGGCAUCAAAACAGUAAAUGUGAUGACCCCAAAAGUUUUUAUUGGUUUGAUUGUGGGAGCAAUGCUUCCGUACUGGUUUUCAGCCAUGACAAUGAAGAGUGUGGGGAGUGCGGCUCUCAAAAUGGUUGAAGAAGUUCGCAGGCAAUUCAAAACUAUUCCUGGUCUUAUAGAGGGAAGAGCAAAACCAGAUUAUGCAACUUGUGUAAAGAUUUCCACUGACGCCUCACUAAAGGAGAUGGUACCUCCAGGUGCAUUAGUUUUGCUUACACCACUUAUUGCCGGAACAUUCUUUGGGGUGGAGACUCUCGCCGGGGUACUUGCUGGCUCCCUUGUUUCCGGCGUGCAGGUGGCAAUUUCAGCUUCAAACACUGGUGGCGCAUGGGAUAACGCCAAGAAAUACAUAGAGGCUGGCAUUACCGCGCAUGCUAUAUCACUGGGUCCAAAGGGAUCAGACGCUCACAAAGCAGCUGUCAUAGGCGACACUGUUGGAGACCCUCUCAAGGAUACUUCGGGUCCCUCGCUCAAUAUUUUGAUCAAGCUGAUGGCAGUUGAAUCAUUGGUAUUUGCUCCAUUUUUCGCAGCUCAUGGAGGCUUAAUCUUUAAGCUACUCUGAUUUGAAGUUGUAAUCAUUUAAACCCGGUUAUGCAUAUGUAAUAUGAAUAGGUAGUGGAGCUGUGAUAUAGGUAGUGCUUGUUUAUAUGAAGACCCAAAAAUACAUACUUUGCUUUGAUUUGACCAAAUUUAUGUCAGUGAUCAGGAUUAAGAUCACAUAAUUUAAAUUGAGAGUUUG
Messenger RNA from Abrus precatorius (Indian licorice), 3248 nucleotides. RefSeq names its product pyrophosphate-energized vacuolar membrane proton pump-like. The coding region runs from base 780 to 3071 and encodes 763 amino acids. The record is from RefSeq and is a predicted model, not a curated record. NCBI's taxonomy places the organism in Eukaryota, Viridiplantae, Streptophyta, Magnoliopsida, Fabales, Fabaceae. Gene Ontology annotation, cellular component: membrane. Gene Ontology annotation, molecular function: diphosphate hydrolysis-driven proton transmembrane transporter activity; inorganic diphosphate phosphatase activity. The transcript is spliced from 8 exons. Gene Ontology annotation, biological process: proton transmembrane transport.